AGAGGAAGGACAGGCAGUAGCCAAACAUAACUUCUGAAACAUUUUCUGCAUAACGAUAAGGUUCAAAGGGCGCACACGUUUUCACGGUGUCUGAAUAAAUGGUAGAAGACAUCAGUAUGAGGCGUGGCUAUCCUUCCAUUGAACCAGCGCGGCUAUAAUAUGUAUAAUAAAGAGGGGUAACUAUCAAAAUGUAAACGACGAGACGAAGCCCAUUGUUCAGCGCACACCUCAACAUGGCGGCAGGGUGUCGCUGCUGAGCCAUUUUCUCCCGAACCCACUGCUGCGCCAUGUUCCGCCUGUACCCCCCACGGCCACUGUGGGUCGCUGUUGCACCAUUUCCGAAGCGCUGCCGGCACCCGCCCGCGCCCGGACCUUUACAACCAUAGACGCAGUAAUAGACGUAAACGUAUAACCCACAUUAAGACGCCACGGCUGCACACUAACGUGAAAGUACAUGGAGCUGUGCUCGUCGCCACGUCGGGCGCCCGCACAGGAGAGCGGAGCACUAUUAUGUGAAACUGCGGGCGUGUGAAGGUGUUUUGCUGGGCCUUUUUCGGCACCUUUUGCGCUCGUGCGAUGGAGGAGGACGCCGACGCGCAGCCACGCGCCGGGCUUCACGUGGAAGCUGGUGGUGAAAGUCGCUCGGCAGCUCUGUGACGCCCAGGGACCCGGAAGAGAGCGCGGGGGGUGAUGCGAACGGGAGAUCCGCACCGCGCCUCAUUCAUUAAUUUAUUAUUUCCUUGAAGAAGACGAGGAGGAGGAAGAAACGACGUGGUAUGCGACGAUGUCGGCUUCUGCGCUAUUUAUUCUGGACGUGAAGGGCAAGGUACUCAUAUGCAGGAACUACAUGGGAAAUACUGACAUGGGUGAAAUUGACCACUUCAUGCCCAUUUUGAACAAGAGGGAGGAAGAGGCAGCUGUCUCCCCCUUGGUCACCCAUGGAACGUCACAUUUUCUGUGGAUCAAGCACAGCAACCUCUACCUGGUGGCCAUGACCAAGAAGAAUGCCAAUGCUGCCCUUGUGUAUGCUUUUCUCUACAAAAUAGUGGAGGUGUUCAAAGAGUACUUCAAGGAGCUGGAGGAGGAGAGCAUUCGGGACAAUUUUGUGACCGUGUAUGAACUGAUGGACGAAGUUAUGGACUUCGGCUUCCCGCAGACCACAGAUAGCAAGAUCCUUCAGGAAUACAUCACGCAGAAAGGGCACAAGCUUGAGGUUGGUGCUCCCCGGCCGCCGGCCACAGUUACCAAUGCUGUUUCCUGGAGGUCUGAGGGUAUCAAGUACAGGAAGAAUGAAGUCUUCAUGGAUGUCAUUGAGUCAGUGAACCUGCUGGUGAGUGCCAGUGGCAAUGUCCUGCGCAGUGAGAUCGUGGGCAGCAUCAAGCUCAAGGUGGUCCUCUCUGGGAUGCCGGAGCUGAGACUGGGACUCAAUGACAAAGUGCUUUUCGAGAUCACAGGCAGGGAAAAGAGCAAGGCGGUGGAGUUAGAAGACGUGAAAUUUCACCAGUGUGUGCGCCUGUCUCGCUUCGAGAAUGACCGCACCAUCUCCUUCAUACCCCCCGAUGGGGAGUGUGAACUCAUGUCUUAUCGUCUGAACACAACGGUGAAGCCCCUCAUUUGGAUCGAGUCUGUGAUAGAGAAGUACUCCCACAGUCGAGUAGAAAUUAAGGUCAAGGCCCGGAGCCAGUUCAAAAACAGGUCCACUGCUAACAACGUGUCCAUCAUGGUGCCGGUGCCCAGCGAUGCUGACUCUCCGAAAUUCAAGACCACCAUGGGCAGCGCUAAGUGGGUUCCAGAGAAGAAUGCAGUUCAGUGGAACAUCAAGUCCUUCCCAGGGGGGAAGGAAUACAUGCUGAGGGCUCACUUCGGGCUCCCCAGUGUGGAAGCAGAUGAAACAGAGGGCAAGCCUCCCAUCACUGUCAACUUUGAGAUCCCCUACUUCACUGUGUCAGGGAUCCAGGUCCGCUACCUGAAGAUCAUCGAGAAAAGCGGCUACCAAGCAUUGCCUUGGGUGCGAUACAUCACACAGAGUGGAGAUUAUCAACUACGGACAAGUUAAGUGCAAAGGUCCAAGACAGAUGAGUCUGUGCACUGCCACAUUGCUGUCUUCACAUGGAGAAGAGGAGAGGGCAAGGACUACAAACAAUUAUCACUACACAUGCCUGUGGGACUCUGAUACCCUUGUCACAAUAUCUGGCUUACGGCAUUUUUUUUUUUUUUAUAUAAACAGCUAUAAAGAACUUUGUCUUUCAGUAUACAUCUGUCAUGUAGUGUUUUCUCAUUUGAGACGUAAACAUCUUUUUCAUGGGCCAGUCAAACGGCAAAGCUCAAGUUUGGAUAAGAGAGACAAGAUGCAAUCUUAAGAAACUGCUGUUUCACUGCAGGUCAAACACUGAAAGCCUUAGCCUGUGCUGUACUGAUACAACUUGGAUAUUUGUACUGGGUGUGUCAGCUGAUCUCCAAAGCCAUUACUUCAGGACCUUUCCCCGUAACCUCAUAAAUUCCCUAUUACGGAAUCUGUUAACGGCACAAGAGUUUGACAAAUGUAAAUAUCUUUUUGCUAUGACUUCAGUUUUCACUGGGAAUUAUAACUAGUGAUUUCAAGAAAAGGUUAUAUAUUAAUCCCACAUAAGGAAUAUGAUGCAAACGGUAGCUAGUUCCUGAAAAACACUGUAUGG
Molecule: messenger RNA, 2675 nt
Organism: Scleropages formosus (Asian bonytongue)
Lineage: Eukaryota; Metazoa; Chordata; Actinopteri; Osteoglossiformes; Osteoglossidae
Gene: ap1m3
Product: adaptor related protein complex 1 subunit mu 3
Exons: 13
Coding region: 785-2056 (423 amino acids)
Biological process (GO): vesicle-mediated transport; intracellular protein transport
Cellular component (GO): clathrin adaptor complex
Source: RefSeq, a predicted model, not a curated record